AUGGAAUACCAGCAUGCUAUUGUCCCGCCCGGGAAAGGUGGUUUUACAGCAUUUGACAGUGGCGUUGACGAGAGGACACUGUGGACUUAUCGAAUCCAGAGAGUUGCGGCUGUCAUUGGCACAGGCAAUGUUCACCUGGCUGCGCUCCUGCUUUCCGGGACAGUGUUGCUUCUAUCGCUAUUGUUUAACUCCCCUCGUGGAAAAACUAAGAGUUAUGUGUCCCUUCCCUAUGCCCUGAUGCAUUUCAUUGCAUCUACGGGGGCUUGCUGCCUGAGCUGGAUCGAGUUCCGUGAUUCGGGGAACUGGAAAUGCCCCGCCUUACUGAGCUACGUCGUAGCGCUGGGUAUUGUACGACCAUGUUGCAGAUCCCACAAGCGCAAGGUUCAGGUAUAUCGCCAUAUGAGCUUGGUGACUACUGUGGCUUUGCUUCUGGGAAUUGUUCAAGAUUUACUUCCUAUGAUAAUCUUCAACUCAACGUAUCGCCCAGGCUCUUUAGAGAGUGCCUUGCUAGCUUGUCUAGCCGUGGUGGUGGUACUGGUACUGGCUACUCCUCGUCCAAGAUGCCCAUUCAUCCCUGACGCAGAAAGCGACAAACCCGCUAUAGAGGAAUCACCGGAAGAGACGUGCUCCCUGUUUUCAUACUACUGCUCAUACGAGUGGAUCACGUACGUGAUUCUGCGAGGUUUCCAAAGAGACCUAACCAUGGACGAUUUGCCUCCUUUGCCAACAUACGACGAGCCACUUAAAUGGCUUAACAAUAUCAAAAAGCAGCGACUCAAAGGUGGAAAAACGUUUCUCACGCUGUACAGGUUGCUCAAAAAAGAAGUCAGAACCAUGAUGGGCUGGGCUGCAUCUACGGCAGUGGUAGAGUUUCUCGCUCCGUAUUCGAUGUUGCGAUUGCUAGCAUAUCUGGAGGAUCCGUCGGAGGCUGUUGUUCAUCCGGCUCUUUGGAUUGUUUUGCUCUUCAUUGGGCCAAUUGUUCGUUCACUUUGCUAUCAGCAGUACAUCUUUACCGCCACUCGACUUCUUGUCCGCGUCAACAUGUCUUUAGUCCAGGAGAUCUAUCAGACAGCCAUGAGAUCACACAUUUAUGACGACUCUGUCAGAGACCCAGGUCACAAGGAACAAUCACGACGAACAAAAGAGUCAACGGCGCCAAAGUCUGGCCAGGCCAAUUUAACGAGUCUGAUGUCUUACGAUGUCGACGCGAUUUACAAUUCACGGGAUAUCUUCUACGUCGCAACAGCAUGUCCAGUAUCGACCACGAUUGCCAUGGUUUUUCUAUACCAGAUGCUUGGCUGGCCUUCGCUUCUGGGUGUCGUCGUUCUAUUCCUACUUACUCCUCUCCCUGCCUUGGCUUCGCGCAAGAUAUCGCGCAUUCAACAAUCUGUGCUGCGUGCGACUGAUGUUCGUCUUUCGAAGAUAUCCGAAUUCUUGAACUCAAUUCGGACAUUGAAGUACUUUGGGUGGGAGCCUGCCGCGAUAAACACGAUCAACGACAUUCGGGGCAUUGAACAGCAACGUCUCUGGAGACGCAGUGUCCACGCCGCUGGAAUCUCCAUGGCCGGGGACCUGUUGCCUUUCAUCAGCUUACUGGUGAUGUUUUCUGUCUUUGUUCUUUUCACAGACAAUACUCUUCGCGCUCCAAUUGCAUUCACCUCGCUGUCGAUCAUGGAGACACUGCGAUCCCAGUUUGUCUGGCUUUCGAAUAUCAGUCGAUUUUCUGCGCAGGGCGCUGAAUCCCUCCGACGUGUGGACAGAUUCUUCGAGUCUGCUGAAGAGAUACAGAGACAUCCCGAGGGACCGUUGGAACUGAAGGAUGCUACUUUUCGCCGGACUCCAAUUGCUGCAUUCAGACUGCGGGAUAUCACCCUUCGCUUCAAGCAGAAUGCCCUUAAUGUUCUUACUGGUCCGACUGGUUGUGGAAAGACUUCCCUAUUGCAGUCCCUAUUAGGCGAGACUGUUCUGGAAUCUGGAAGGGCAACCGCACCCCGGGAUAUAGCAUACGUUCCCCAAGCACCAUGGUUACAGAACGACACUGUUCGGCAAAACAUCCUGUUUUACAGCUCCUACGACGAGAGUCGCUACAACAUUGCCGUCGAGGCAAGCGGCCUAGCACAGGAUUUGCAGCAGCUUUCACUUGGCGAUUCCACUGUUGUGGGCGAGAGAGGAACAUCGCUUUCUGGAGGACAGAAGCAGCGGGUAUCAUUGGCCAGAGCUUUGUACUCACGAUCGUCGACACUUUUGCUGGAUGAUAUAUUCUCUGCCCUUGAUACGCAUACCACGAGUCUUGUCUAUAAGCGAUGCUUCCGCAGUGGCUUACUUGCAGACAGGACUGUUGUUCUUGUUACGAGCUUGCCUGUUGCAUUGAAGGAUGCAGAAAUGGUGAUUCGCUUGGAACAUGGGAAGGUUGCUUCUGUACAAUCAUCCCAGCGAACUUCUCAAGUUGCCACGCCAAGUGUGGGAGAAAUCGAGACCGGAGCUAUUCUUUCUAGUGCUCCAUAUGGGACUCCCCAAGAGAUGGAGCCUCUGACAGAGCAUGUAAUAUCCAGUGACCCUGUUCCAGAACAAGAAGUUGGCACAACAGGCAUGGCUAAAGAGACAACAGCCACUGGUCGGGUGCCUCGUACGCUCUUCUUCCAAUAUAUGGUCAUGUUUGGAGGAUUCUUCUACGCCGUGACAGCAAUUGUGGCCACUCUCACAGUACAAUUCGCAUACUUCGCCAUCACCUACUGGCUCUCCAUCUGGACAAGCGCCUACGACAAGUACGAGCAUCCAAACUCAAUAUUCUACCUAUCCGUCUACGCAGCGACAAUAAUCCUCUUCCUUCUCCUGCAACUCGCCAACAACCUCAUCUACCAAUACGGAGGCUGGGCAGCAGCCAAGAAAAUGCAUGCGAAGCUGGCCACCGCAGUCCUAUCAGCGCCUAUCUCCUGGUUUGACGAAAACCCCAUCGGAAGAGCAAUCAACCGGUUUGGAAAUGAUACACGCUCUCUGGACACAGUCCUGAUAGAUUGGCUCCGCAUGUCAAUCGAAAACUGGCUCCGAUUCCUCCUCCGAAUCGCAGGUAUCGUAUCCAUAAUGCCCAUCUUCGCCCUCCCAGUCACAAUCAUCUGCGCAACUGGAUUUAUUAUCGGAGAGAUGUACACCCGCGCACAGAUCUCAAUCAAACGACUCUGCUCCAUCAACUACUCCCCCGUCUUCUCCCACUUCACAGACUCACUAAGCGGCAUGACGGUUAUCCGAGCCCGCGCCGGUAUGGACGAAGUCUUCCAGGGCCUCCUUGCUGAAAAGCUAGCCGUGCAUACCCGCUCCGCGGAGGCGCAGUAUAAUUGCAACCGCUGGGUAUCUGUUAGAUCGGACUUUUGUGCUGCGUCUGUUGCUGCGUCUGCUGGAUGCGUGGCGUAUUUUAGGUCUGGGUCUGCUGGGUUGGUGGGCUUUUCGUUGACGAAUGCCAUUGGUCUGAGUCAGACUAUUCUUACGCUUGUGCGGACGAUGAAUGAGUUGGAGAUCGAGCUGAAUUCGUACCAGCGUAUGCGUGAAUAUGCAGAUAUCGAGCCUGAAGAACGGUUAGACGAAGAAGAACAACGGAAGAAAGCAGAAGCCAUCCCAGCCAGCUGGCCAACAUCCGGCCUCAUCGAAUUCCAAAAUGUCACAGCCCGCUACCAAAACGGCCCCGACGUCCUGCGCAAUAUCUCCUUCAUCGCACGACCAGGAGAACGAAUCGGUAUCGUCGGACGAACAGGAAGCGGCAAAAGCACACUAGGGCUCUCACUCCUCCGUUUCGUCAACGUUAUAGAAGGACGCAUCACGAUUGACGGUAUAAACAUCAAUAACAUCCUCCUAAACCGCCUCCGCAAAAGCGUCACCCUCAUACCCCAAGAACCAGUCCUCUUCUCCGGCGACGUCCGCUCAAACGUCGACCCUUUUAACGAGUCCAGCGAUACAGAACUCCGCGCAGCGCUCUCAGCAUGCACAUUCAUCCAGUCCCCGUCCCCCACAAAUGGCACAGAAGCCCCCCACCACCACCAGCAACGGCAAAACCUCAGCUUAGAAACCCCCGUCGCAACAAACGGCGAAAACUUCUCCCAAGGCCAGCGCCAAGUCCUAUCUCUCGCCCGCGCACUCUGCCGCCGCUCCAAAAUCGUCCUUCUCGACGAGGCGACUGCGUCUGUGGACCAGGAGACCGAUAUGCAUAUGCAGAAGGUGCUGAGAGGGAUGUUUGGGGAUUCGACGAUUAUUGCAAUUGCGCAUCGGUUGCGCACGAUUGUGGAUUAUGAUCGGGUGGUUGUUAUGGGGGGUGGGGGGAUUGUUGAGAAUGAUUCGCCGGCAAAGUUGAUUGAGAAGAGAGGUGUGUUUUGGGAUAUGUUGCGGAAUACGGGGGAGUAUGAUGAGUUGGUACAGUUGGUGCAGGGACAGUCAUGA
Messenger RNA from Aspergillus glaucus CBS 516.65, 4425 nucleotides. Its product is annotated as putative ABC multidrug transporter. Gene Ontology annotation, cellular component: membrane; fungal-type vacuole. Gene Ontology annotation, molecular function: ATP binding; ABC-type peptide transporter activity; ATP hydrolysis activity. Gene Ontology annotation, biological process: transmembrane transport. Bases 1 to 4425 code for a protein of 1474 amino acids. NCBI's taxonomy places the organism in Eukaryota, Fungi, Ascomycota, Eurotiomycetes, Eurotiales, Aspergillaceae. The transcript has 3 exons. The record is from RefSeq and is a predicted model, not a curated record.